Messenger RNA from Miscanthus lutarioriparius, 1239 nucleotides. The record is from the annotation of a GenBank genome assembly. NCBI's taxonomy places the organism in Eukaryota, Viridiplantae, Streptophyta, Magnoliopsida, Poales, Poaceae.
AUGGCCCACAUCGUCUUCCUCCGCACGGCCGCCGCCGACCUCACCGCCGGGAAGCCGCCGCUGCGGGGCGUCCCGGCCUCGGCGCCGCUCUCCGCGGCGGCCGCGGCGAUCCCGGCGUCGCAGGAGGCCGACGUGGCCGUCUGGCGCGACGGCGCCUCGCCCCUGGCGCCCGCCGCGGCCACCGUCAUCGGCCUGCUCAGCUCCCUCGACGUCGUCGCUUUCCUCGCCUCCCACCUCGGCGACGCGGCAGCGGCGAUGAGGACCCCCGCCGGCGACGUGGUGGCGCACGAGCCGGCGCUCGUGCGGGAGGUCGAGCCCCACACAAGGGAAAUGCCAAUGCCAUUGCGUGUCAAUGUGAUUCAGCUUUCAAUUCGUGCGUGCAAGGUUGAUCGAAAUAGUGGAGCUAAUGAAGCAAGGAGCAAGGCGGGUCCUGGUGCGCAAGAACAUCUCGGAAGCGUGCACCGUCGUCGACAAGAAGCCGUUCGCGCCAUUCUACAAGGCCGUGCUGAAGAUCACGGGGACGCCGAGGGCGGCAGCCUCGGCGAAGGCCGUCGGCCGGCCAUCGCCGCCGUCGGCGUUCGGCUGCGACAGGUACUGCUGCCUGACGCGGGAAGACAUCAUCCGCUUCCUGAUCAACUGCCUCGGCGCGCUGGCGCCGACCCCGCUGCAGUCCAUCUCUCCCUCGGCGCGGUCAACCGCAGCUACGCCCACGUGGAGGCAUCGUCGCCGGCCAUCGAGUCCUCCUGGAGGGUCCCUUCCGAGCCCCGCGCCGUCGCCGUCGUGCAGACGAACCGCGACGGCUCGCACAAGGUCCUGGCCGACGUGUCCGCGCACAGGCUGUGGCGGCGCGACUACGCUGCCGCCGCGGACUCGAUGGCGAGCCUGUCGUCCCUCAACUUUGCCGCGGGAGUCGACGGCCACGGCAUGGUGGCGCCGGGUGAGGAUGACGACGCGAACGUCGCCGCGCCGUCGCCGAGGUCGUCGAGGCUCGGCGGCGGGAAGGCCGCGUUCGAGGCCAGCCUCGUCGGCCAGAUGAUGAUGGCGAGCCACGGCGGGAACGCGGCGCUGAGGUGCAGAAGCACCAGCUCGCUCGCCGCCGUCAUGGCGCAGAUGCUGUCGUACCGGACCACGCACAUCUGGGUAACUGACGGCGAGGAUGACGUCUUGGUUGGCGUUGUUGGUUACACGGAGAUCUUCAAUGCGGUCACCAGGGGUGUUGCUCCUCCACCUCCAGCUUGA